Molecule: messenger RNA, 2054 nt
Organism: Chinchilla lanigera (long-tailed chinchilla)
Lineage: Eukaryota; Metazoa; Chordata; Mammalia; Rodentia; Chinchillidae
Gene: Lime1
Product: Lck interacting transmembrane adaptor 1
Exons: 5
Coding region: 1063-2001 (312 amino acids)
Biological process (GO): regulation of non-canonical NF-kappaB signal transduction; regulation of canonical NF-kappaB signal transduction; T cell receptor signaling pathway
Cellular component (GO): B cell receptor complex
Molecular function (GO): protein kinase binding
Source: RefSeq, a predicted model, not a curated record
GCAGUUCAGUGCCAGCGCUUGGUGGCUGCUGAUCAUCCACUGGACCUGCUGUGUGCCUUGUCGGCCCUGUCUCCCCAUCUACUACGGAGAGGACGUGAGUUAGGCUUUCAGAACACUGGCUUGUGGCACACAGCGAGUCACAACUACACCUUGGGUGGGGCUGUAGCGAGUGGAUGAGGCUGAGUGGUGGCUGCAGCAGGAGCAGCUGCAACUAAGGGUUGCGUGGCUGGUGGAAGGUGCUGAGACGGGCAGGAAGUGAGGUGAGGCGCUCACUGAGGACCCACAGAGACCUUCCUGGCUGCCCCAGACAGUGCUAAGGAGGAGCUGUGCUGUGGCCUUGGUAAGUUCCUGCUCUGUCCUCCAGUAGGGGCAGGUUCCCAAGCCCCUUGGCACUCCUGGGGCCUGCGAGGGCACUAGGACCUGGCUAUGUCACGGUUAGUUGUCUUGCCCCCACCUUCAUGCAAGGAACCUACUCUUCCAGUCUGUGUAGACUCACUCUGACCUCCAGAGACCAUCCCCCUCUCUAGCGCCUGCAAACUCUUGGUAGGCCCCAAUCUGCUAAGAACGGCCCUAGGAAGAGUGUAGAUCCUGUGGGGAGGCAGGAAGGAGUGGGGGCACGCAUGUCCUGCUUUCUGAUCCCUCCACCUCAGCUUCUCAGGGGGCCAGGCUCUGCAGUCAGUGGCUUAGGGCACCACUGUAAGUAAGGGGCUGCACCUGGGUAGAGGGCUAUAAAUGAGCUUUGUGAGCUGUGGCUCACAGGCCUGGGGGUGUGACUUCAGGGUCUUCCCCAGACCUUAGGUUUAGGCUGUAGUGACCAGAGCCUUAGUGAGGUCACAGCUGCCCUGGCCAUACUCCCCAUCUCCAUUGCUGCUGUCUCACUGUGCGGGGGUAUACAGAGCUUCAAGCAGUCAGACAGAGGCAGGAAGGUAGGCGCCCCUCUGCAAAAGCAGGGCUGCAAGGACUGGGGGUUUCCGGUGUGCUGAGUCAGAGCCAGGGGAGACGCCCCAGGGGGGCGGGCGUGAGCUGCACAAGUGGAGCAGCCUGAUCUCUCAACCACCACCCAUGCCCCUCUCUUCUGCCCCCAGAGCCCUGCUUCACAAGAUGGGGCCACCAGUGCCUGUGUCCCUGCCAGCCCUCUGGGUCCUAGGGUGUUUCUCCCUGCUCCUUUGGCUGUGGGCGUUGUGCACAGCCUGCCACAGGAAGCAGGUGCAGAGCCACCAGGCAAAACGACAGGACACUGUGAUGCUGGCAGAAGCGGCACUGCUGAGACAGACCCACCUCUGCUCCCUCAGCACAUCCGACACCAGGCUACACGAGCUGCACCACGGUACCCGUGUCAGCAAAGCCCUGAGGCCUGCCAGCAUGGAUCUCCUGCACUCACACUGGCUAGAGGUUUCCAGGAGCAGCAGCAGGCCACAGGCAGCCCCUUCUGUCUUCCCACCUCAGCAGCCUGGGGCUCCUUCUGCCUCUGCCAUCACACUGUCCACUGGUCCUGGGGCCACUUAUUCCAAUGUGGGGCUGCCUGCCAUCCCCAGAGCUAGCCUAGCUGCCAGCCCUGUGGUAUGGGCAGGGACACAGCUGACCCCAGGGCCUGGGGCCAGACCUGUAUUGGCUGAGUAUGCCUCCAUCCAGAAGCUCAGAGGGACAGAUCCAGGCCCCCAAGAACUGCAGCAAGGGAAGGCUAAGGUGAUGCCAGCUGCACAGGUGGACGUCCUGUACUCCAGGGUCUGCAAGCCUAAAAUCAAGGACUUGGGACCCACUGCAGACCACCCAGACUGCAUGGGUACAGAAGCGAUUCUGGCCCUGGAGAGAGACUUGGCCUAUGAGCCCCUCCCGCUUAGGCGCCUGGGCAUGGACAGCAGUCCCCUGGAAAAUGUGUACGAGAGCAUCCGGGAGGUGGGCGCCCGGGCAAGUCCAGAGCCCCCCAGUCUGCCUCUUAGCAUACGUGGACAUUCUAGACCACCAAGACCUCUAGGCAAGGUUUGGAGACCUCUGUCCUGAGCACUCAGCGCUUGGAUUCCUUCCUCCAACUUGAGCCUCCAGCCGCGAGCUGA